Molecule: messenger RNA, 2295 nt
Organism: Eupeodes corollae
Lineage: Eukaryota; Metazoa; Arthropoda; Insecta; Diptera; Syrphidae
Gene: Papss
Product: bifunctional 3'-phosphoadenosine 5'-phosphosulfate synthase
Exons: 9
Coding region: 249-2201 (650 amino acids)
Biological process (GO): sulfate assimilation; 3'-phosphoadenosine 5'-phosphosulfate biosynthetic process
Molecular function (GO): ATP binding; sulfate adenylyltransferase (ATP) activity; adenylylsulfate kinase activity
Source: RefSeq, a predicted model, not a curated record
CUCUCACCAGAAAGUGCUUUCUUUUUUUUUUAGAGUAAAAUCUUUUGAUCUUAUUUAUUUUUUAUAUUUAUUUAAGUUGUUGUGCCAAAUCGUGUUUAUUUUAAUUGCACAAAAAAGAAAGUUUGCAAAUUGUCCAAGAUUUUAUGAAAGAAAUUGUUGUCUUUUUUUUACAAUUUUCACAACUUUAACUUAGUUAAAAAAAAAAACAAUAUUUCACUAAGAAGUAUAAUUUAUUAUAAUUGUGUAAAAUGUUUGUUAGACGAAGAAUAAUCGCUAUAAAUAAUAAUAGCAUAGCCGAUAGUGGUGAUUUUGAAAGAAAUCUUACUUGUCAACAAAACAAUGACAACAACUCUGAGAUGUGCUUACAAGUGGCUACAAAUGUGACCGAACAAAAACACCACGUCACACGUGAAGUUCGCGGCAAACACUUGGGUUUCUGCCGAGGCUUCCGUGGAUGUACUGUGUGGUUGACUGGACUCAGUGGAGCUGGUAAAACAUCAAUUGCGUUCGAACUCGAAGCAUACCUUGUAUCACGUGGAAUUCCUGCCUAUGGCUUAGAUGGCGAUAACAUAAGAACUGGUCUCAAUAAGAAUCUCGGAUUCACACCAUCCGAUCGUGAGGAAAAUAUUCGACGGGUGGGUGAAGUGGCUAAACUGUUUGCCGACAGCGGAGUGGUCGCCAUAUGUAGUUUUGUUUCGCCAUUUAGUGAUGAUCGAGCUAUGGCGAGAAAAAUUCACAAAGAUGCUGAUUUAAAAUUCUAUGAAAUAUUUGUUGACACCCCACUGGCAGUUUGUGAAUCGAGGGAUGUUAAAGGCUUAUACAAGAAAGCUCGAGAAGGAACCAUCAAAGGAUUCACAGGCGUCACUCAGGAAUACGAAAGACCAGAUAAGCCAGAUUUAGUUGUGAAUACUGACGGAUUCACCAUCAAGGAAUCAACAAAAAAAGUUGUUCAACUUCUCGAAGACGAAGGAAUUAUACCCAAGGCACUUAGAGAAAUUCAACAGCUUCCAGAAUUAUUUGUAGAUAGCAGUUUAAAAGAAGCAUUUUUACAUGAAACCAAAUCACUUCCAAAGAUUCCUAUAACCUCUGUAGAGCUGCAAUGGGUGCAAAUACUCUCCGAAGGUUGGGCAUUCCCAUUGAAGGGCUUUAUGCGAGAAAACGAAUACCUGCAGGCAUUGCAUUUUAAUACUAUUUUAAGUGAUGAUGGUGCAUUUCGGGAUAAUCAAUCAGUGCCUAUAGUUUUGUCUGUAAGUGCUGAAGCUAAAGAUAAACUUGAAGGUGUCAGUGCAGUUACUUUAACUUACAACGAUAAGCCAGUUGCAAUUAUGAGAAAACCAGAAUUCUUCCUUCAUCGCAAAGAAGAACGUCUUUCCAGACAAUUUGGAACAAGUAAUCCCCUUCAUCCUUAUAGUAAAAUGGUUUAUGAAUCCGGUGAGUAUCUGGUGGGUGGUGAAUUAGAAGUUUACGAACGCAUCAAAUGGAACGAUGGCUUGGAUCAGUAUCGUCUCACGCCAAACGAGCUUCGAGUGCAGUUCAAGAAUCUCAAUGCCGAUGCAAUUUUUGCCUUCCAACUCCGUAAUCCUAUUCAUAAUGGUCAUGCUUUGCUCAUGCAAGACACGAAGAGACAACUUCUGGAAAGAGGUUUUAAGAGACCCGUGUUACUACUACACCCGCUGGGCGGUUGGACGAAAGACGAUGAUGUUCCUUUGGAUGUGCGAAUGGCGCAACAUCAAGCUGUGCUUGAUUCAGGUGCACUUAAGCGGGAGGAUACCAUUUUGGCGAUAUUCCCCUCACCAAUGAUGUAUGCUGGACCGACUGAAGUUCAAUGGCAUGCCAAAGCACGAAUGAACGCUGGUGCGAACUUUUAUAUUGUUGGGCGAGAUCCAGCAGGUAUGCCACAUCCAGACAAAAAUAUGUAUGCCGAUGGUAAUCUUUAUGACGGCACUCAUGGAGCGAAGGUUUUAAAAAUGGCACAAGGACUCGAUAGUUUAGAGAUUUUACCAUUCCGCGUUGCUGCUUACGACAAAUCCUCAUCGAAAAUGGCCUUUUUUGAUCCAUCUCGAAAAGAUGAUUUUGAAUUUAUCUCAGGAACAAAAAUGCGUACACUAGCCAGAACAGGAGAGUUGCCUCCAGAUGGUUUUAUGGAACCGAAAGCAUGGAAAAUACUUGCAGAAUUUUAUCAAUCUAUUAUUAAGAAUUAAAUAGUUGUUAAUUAUUAUAAAAUAAGUUUAUAUUGUUUUCUAUAGGCAAAAACUUAAUUCAAUAUUAAAAUUGAAAUUAAAUCGCCCACCUUAA